Patella vulgata (common limpet) is the source of this 1050-nucleotide messenger RNA. RefSeq names its product gastrula zinc finger protein XlCGF7.1-like. NCBI's taxonomy places the organism in Eukaryota, Metazoa, Mollusca, Gastropoda, Patellidae. Gene Ontology annotation, biological process: regulation of transcription by RNA polymerase II. Gene Ontology annotation, molecular function: RNA polymerase II cis-regulatory region sequence-specific DNA binding; DNA-binding transcription factor activity, RNA polymerase II-specific. The record is from RefSeq and is a predicted model, not a curated record.
AUGUUUGUAGUAAAUCAUUUACUGUCAGUAGUCAUCUACAGAAACAUAUCAGAAUUCAUACUUGAUGAAAAACCCUUUACAUGUGAUGUUUGUAGUAAAUCAUCUAGUAACCGUAGCGAUCUACAGAAACAUAUCAGACUUCAUACUGGUGAAAAACCUUUUACAUGUUAUAUUUGUAGUAAAUCAUUUACUAACAGUAGUAAUCUUCAGAGACAUAUCAUAAUUCAUACUGGUGAAAAACCUUUUACAUGUGAUGUUUGUUGUAAAUCAUUUACUAACAGUAGUAAUCUUCAGCAACAUAUCAGAAUUCAUACUGGAGAAAAACCUUUUACAUGCGAUGUUUGUAGUAAAUCAUUUACCAACCGUAGCGAUCUACACAGACAUAUGAGAAUUCAUACUGGUGAAAAACCUUUUACAUGCAAUGUUUGUAGUAAAUCAUUCACUGAUAGAAGUAAUCUUCAGAGACAUAUCAGACUUCAUACAGGUGAAAAACCCUUUACAUGUGGUGUUUGUAGUAAAUCAUUUACUAACAGUAGUAAUCUACAGAAACAUAUCAUAAUUCAUACAGGUGAAAAACCUUUUACAUGUGAUGUUUGUAGUAAAUCAUUUACUAACAGUAGUAAUCUACAGAGACAUAUCAGAAUUCAUACUUGAUGGAAAAACCUUUUACAUGUGAUGUUUGUAGUAAAUCAUUUACUAACAGUAGUCAUCUACAGAGACAUAUCAUAAUUCAUACUGGAUGAAAAACCUUUUACAUGUGGUGUUUGUAGUAAAUCAUUCUCUGAUAGUAGUAAUCUUCAGAAACAUAUCAUAAUUCAUACUUGAUGAAAAACCUUUUACAUGUGAUGUUUGUAGUAAAUCAUUUACUAACAGUAGUCAUCUACAGAGACAUAUCAGACUUCAUACAGGUGAUAAACCCUUUACAUGUGGUGUUUGUAGUAAAUCAUUUACUAACAGUAGUCAUCUACAGAGACAUAUCAUAAUUCAUACUGGAUGAAAAACCUUUUACAUGUGAUGUUUGUAGUAAAUCAUUUACUAACAGUAGUCAUC